Messenger RNA from Vombatus ursinus (common wombat), 1739 nucleotides. It is a transcript of the gene PRDX6, whose product is annotated as peroxiredoxin 6. NCBI's taxonomy places the organism in Eukaryota, Metazoa, Chordata, Mammalia, Diprotodontia, Vombatidae. Gene Ontology annotation, molecular function: peroxiredoxin activity. Gene Ontology annotation, biological process: cell redox homeostasis; cellular oxidant detoxification. The record is from RefSeq and is a predicted model, not a curated record. Gene Ontology annotation, cellular component: cytosol; mitochondrion. The transcript has 5 exons. The coding region runs from base 99 to 773 and encodes 224 amino acids.
CCUUCAGGUCCCCCCUUUUUCAGGAGCCUUGAGAGCGCCCACGUUGCCUUCUGCUCCUCUUCCUUGUCCUCCCGGUCCUCCAGCCGCUCGCCACCGCCAUGCCCGGAGGUCUGCUGCUCGGAGACGAGGCCCCCAACUUCGAGGCGGACACCACAGUCGGCCGCAUCCGUUUCCACGACUUCCUCGGAGACUCAUGGGGCAUUCUCUUUUCCCACCCUCGGGAUUUUACUCCAGUGUGCACAACAGAGCUGGGCCGUGCUGCAAAGCUAGCCCCAGAAUUUGCGAAGCGGAAUGUUAAGAUGAUUGCUCUUUCUGUUGACUCUGUCCAAGACCAUCUUGCUUGGAGUAAGGAUAUCAAUGCAUACAAUGGAGACGAGCCCACAGAGAAGCUGCCUUACCCCAUCAUUGAUGAUCACAAACGGGACCUUGCCAUCAAGUUGGGCAUGUUAGAUCCAGAUGAGCAGGAUGGGCAGGGCAUGCCUCUGACAGCUCGUGUGGUAUUUAUUUUUGGCCCCGAUAAGAAGUUGAAGCUGUCUAUCCUUUACCCAGCAACUACUGGCAGAAACUUUGACGAGAUCCUCAGGGUUGUUGAUUCCCUUCAGUUGACUGCGUACAAGAAGGUUGCUACUCCUGUUGACUGGAAACAUGGGGAUAGUGUCAUGGUCGUUCCAACUAUCUCUGAAGAGGAGGCCAAAAAACUGUUCCCUAAAGGCGUCUUCACCAAAGAGCUCCCUUCAGGCAAGAAAUACCUACGGUACACCCCUCAGCCCUAGGUUCCACCAGGAAGGCCAUGCUGGGGUCUGGCUGGAGCUCCCUUGACGGUCUCUGCCAGAAGGGAUACCAGCCUGCCAAUCAUGCCUUCCUACAGUAAUUGAUCUAAACAUGUUGGGGUGAUGAAAGUCAGGAGUUUUAGGGCUGCUCUACUAAUGGCUUGUUAAAUGAAAAUGGCACCAAAAGUCACCCAUGAUUCCUCUCUUUGUGCCUUUACCAACAUUUCACUUGGGUCAUUGAACUCCCUUGUAGCUCUGCUGGCUCUCUCUGGGAUGGCACUGUUUGGGACUUCAAUCUUUGUGAGAUCUGUUGCAUUCUCCGUCAUCAGCCAACUAGUAUGGUUGGCAUUUAGGAAAGGGACUACUUAGGAGCAUUGCAGGAAUAGGACUUCUUUAACUGACCUGAUAGACAAAUCAUCUCUUUCUCUAAUUAUCCAUUUGAGGGAGGAGACAAUUUAACGUGUCUGAUUUUGAGCUUUACCUCCCUAAGUUUAUGACCAAUAGUUUGUAAUAAUUUAGGUGUUUCAGAUAGUGUGUGUGUGUUUUUUUUUUUUUUUUUCGCAAAUGUUGAGUGUUCUAACCACAGUUAGGAAAAACUUGGAGAUUCUUCUCUUUCGAGGAGGUAACAGGAAAGCAGAAGACAACCUUAAAAUAUUUUGUUAGAUUGGGCAAAAGAGCUUUCUAAUUAUGUUACAGUGUGUGGUUGAGACUACUGAGAACUGAACAGUGCCUGCUAAGUGAUGUGCAGAAUGGUGGAGGGCCAUGAUUAUGGGUGCCUUUUUAAACAAGUCACAUAUCUAGACACGGAAAACUGCUCUUAAAUGUUCACAAUAAGAUGAAAGCUUGUAUCCUUGAGAGAGGAAGGGAUAAAGAUACUAUUUCUUUACUAUAAAAUGUUGUCUCUGCAGUGGAUUGUUUUCUGAUAUUUUGCCUUUAGGGGAGCCACAAAUAAAAGCUUUUUGAAACUAG